Octopus sinensis (East Asian common octopus) is the source of this 1008-nucleotide messenger RNA. RefSeq lists its product as uncharacterized. The transcript is spliced from 3 exons. Bases 181 to 666 code for a protein of 161 amino acids. The record is from RefSeq and is a predicted model, not a curated record. Lineage: Eukaryota; Metazoa; Mollusca; Cephalopoda; Octopoda; Octopodidae.
UGUCAGUCAACCAAGAGUUGUCGAACUUGUGUUUUACUGCAAUUGUUAACCGCCAGAUGGGACUUCGUUCAGGCCUUCCUUUCCGUAUUUCUGGUCGAUGUCGGUUUCUUGUGGUUCCAACCAAACCGGACACACGAACCCCCAUUCAUUUUAUUUUCCCACGAAAAGAAUAAUUGAAGCAUGUCUUUGACAAUCCCGGAGCGUGUUGAACUUAUUUUCCUGUCUGGUCGCGAUGGUGCAACAAACAGAACUGUUGCCGAAACCUUCAACCAAAAGCAUCCUGGCAAAGCCGUGUCGCAUACAACAGUCGGUCGAUUAGUCCAAAAGUUCCGUGCAACGGGCAGUGUGCACGACAAACUUCGAAGUGGUCGCCCCGUGAUAUCAAACGAAACACGUGUAUCUGUGAUAAAUGAACUUCAGAAAAGUCCGAAGAAAUCCGUGCGGAGACUGUCUCAGGAAAUUGGCGUUCCUCGUACAACAAUGCGACGGAUAAUCAAAGCUGCAGAAGUCUGCAAACUGGCCACGUCUCACUUGAAAUCACAUGAAUUUCCACCAAUCUCGCUUCCUUAUGAUGUCGAACAUCUUGAAGGAUGCAUGCGUGCAGCAGAUCCCGAGGAUCUAACCACAAAAGCAGAAGUUCCAGCCGCUGAUUCACAACCUGAAUGAGCAACGAUGGGACGUACGUGUGUGGACAGGACUAGGCAGGGGCCGGACGGUCAAGCCGAGUUACGCAUCGCCAACUGUGCGGAAUGUUUCAUUGAUAUGGCUGAUUUCAUACUCAACCGAUUGGAAAGUGUCCAGGAGAUGGCCGAGCCAAAGAUGAACUGAUGUUGUAAUGACGAUGAUGAUGAUGAUUGUAGUGAGUAUUGGUGCUGCUGGAAACAACAGCUAUAAUAAUGAAGAAGAAUACUCUUUUUACUCUGUUAAUCGUUUCAGUCAUUUGACUGCGGCCAUGCUGGAGCACCGCCUUUAGUCGAGCAAAUCGACCCCAGGACUUAUUCUUUGUAA